AUGUCCUCGCCGUCUCCGGCUCCCAACUUCCCUCAACAUUACCCCUUCAUGCCCUCCGAUUUCGGCACCGCGCAAGGAGCGCACAUCGCAGGUGGAUCGCACACCAAGCCAGAAGAUACAUUCGCAACCCUUUGGGCGGAGGCCGUGAGAAAGUUUCAGCAGAGUGCCGACAUAUCGUCAACGCUAUGGAACUCGUUAUCGGACACCCUUCUUCGCUGCAAGAGUUGCGAAGACGUGCUCAAUGCGUUUGAAAACACGACGCGGAAGUGGAAGGAAUUCAACGCUGCAGACACGAAAUGGAAGAACGUGCGAAUCAAGUACCUGCAACCUGUUGUACAGGCCCUUCUGCUCUUCAACGAUGCCAUCGCGGAGCUUGCUUCUCAUUUUCCCACUAUUCCCGGUGGGAAGGCGAUUUUCGUAGCGUUCGGCGUGCUGCUUCAGGCUACGAGUGAAAUCAGCGAACGCUGUGAAGUGCUUAUUGACCUCUUGGAAGAAUUGAACUCGUUCUUGGAGCGGCUAGCUAUCCGGCUUGUCGCGCCUUCGGCACUAGGGCCCGUGUCAAAAGCUCUCGUCAUCGUCAUUCUCGCUCACCUACUGGACGUCUUCUUGACAGCAACAAAGCUGAUAUCUCAACCUCUCUGGCGCACAAGACUAGUUCUCUACAAGCAAGCAUUGACUAAGGACAAGGGCAUGAUGAAUGCUCUCGAACGUCUACGUGCUCUCACGGAACUGGAAACGCGAGCUAUGGCUACAGAAACCCACGUAACGGUCGUCAGCUCUCGUGCUACCCUAAUGGAGAUACAAUCAGUUGCCACGCAGACUGCCUCAGAGAUAAGUAAGAUGUACAGAGAGCUGUUGGAGCUCACUCGUGUCGAACAGCGCCACCACAUGAACGCCGACGCCUCAAGGAUACUUGAAAAGCUUCAACGCGUUGAAGCUGCUGAUAUCAAUGCUCAGAACCACCACGGAUGUCUGGAAGAUACUCGAGUCGAUAUUCUCAAGGAGCUGAGGGAGUGGAGUCGCGACGAAGCUUCACCUCAGAUCUUCUGGCUCAAUGGGAUGGCUGGAAUCGGCAAGUCCGCUAUCGCGCGCUCCCUAUGUCACGAUCUCCGCCGAGAUGGACUCCUCGGCGGUAGUUUCUUCUGCUCUCGUCAACGUUCUGCUGAAGAAGGUGACGCUGCACGCAUUUUAUCUACGCUGUCCGCGUCACUGGCUCUCUGCGAUCCGGACUACAAUCGCGAACUUCUUGCAGAGCUUGAAAGGGAGCCAUUCUCCAGACACUGGAAUCUUGACAUCCAAAUAGAACGAUUAUUGCAUAAUCCCUUUGCGCACGUCACGCGUUCCUCACGUUCUCAGUUGGUCUUUGUGAUUGAUGCUCUCGAUGAGUGUUCGAAUGAGGGUACCACUCGGAGUCUCCUUCUGAAACUCGUCAAAGUUGCCCGCUGCAUCCCUAUCAAAUUCUUUCUGACAUCGCGACCUGAGCCCCAUAUUCGACAACAACUCGAGGACCUCGAUUCUGUUCUUGGGCGAGUUUUAAGGUUGCAUGACAUCGAAAAGGACGUCGUCGAAGCGGACAUACGUCUUUAUUUGACUCAUGGACUCAAUGAUAUGCGCAAGACCCUGAGACCUGCUUUACGAUCCACCUGGCCACUAGAGGCCGAGAUUACGACUUUGACAGCACUUUCUGGUCGACUCUUCAUCUAUGCAUUCACAGCUCUGACCUAUAUACGCAGAAAUCCGAUUGAACGGCUGUCUAAGAUUGCAAGCGGUGCUACGCCCGUCGGGCAAGUAUUCACGCGCCCUCUUGAUGCGAUUUAUACCCUUAUCCUCAUGGAAGCCAUGGACCCAGACAUGUACGAUCCUGAUGAGAUUGACUUGACGCAGCGCAUGAUAGCCGUGAUCAUUUCUCUAUAUGAGCCUCUGACCAUUGAUGCUCUUGGCGAGCUGUUAAGCAUGCCUGCAUAUCGUAUCAGAAGCUCGUUGGACAGACUCUAUGCGGUUAUCUACGUGCCCGUCCGAGACGACAGCGGAACCUUGUCUACUUUCCACGCAUCUUUGGCGACUUCCUCACAACGCAAGGGCGUGCCCCUGAAUCCAUUACUGAAGAAGAUAUCCGGCGCCUCUUGGCAGAGCUAG
This is a messenger RNA of Peniophora sp. CBMAI 1063, 2136 nucleotides long. The record is from the annotation of a GenBank genome assembly. Lineage: Eukaryota; Fungi; Basidiomycota; Agaricomycetes; Russulales; Peniophoraceae.